Messenger RNA from Limulus polyphemus (Atlantic horseshoe crab), 4360 nucleotides. RefSeq lists its product as uncharacterized. The coding region runs from base 44 to 3529 and encodes 1161 amino acids. Lineage: Eukaryota; Metazoa; Arthropoda; Merostomata; Xiphosura; Limulidae. The record is from RefSeq and is a predicted model, not a curated record. The transcript has 17 exons.
UAUAGAUAGAUAUCCUUUAACUUAUCAGUUCUUUUAUACGACAAUGAAAAAUUUAACAAGUUAUGCUAUUGAAUUAACCAACUCCGUUUUCACUGGAAUUGCCAGGAAUGUCGUACUGCCAUGCAAUGCAAACGAGGUGAUAGUCAAAGUGUGUGAUGCCUAUACCUUAUGUGUUAAUGCAACCCAACCAGUUGAUGCACGAUGCACCAAACUUGGAACAACUCAAGGAAUUUCUAGCUUGAAAAAAUUAAUCACUUCUGGUUAUUGCCUUAGAGCCUGGUCUGUGGUCGAGAAUUUAAAGGAAGUUUUGAUUGAACAGGAUUCUAUGCAGCUACUAAAUACAGUGAUCAAAGAGAUUGAGGAUUGUUAUAUAAAAAUAAUAGAACAGUAUCAAAAUAUAUUUCAUGAUGGCUCAGAUCAACAAGCUGAAGAACUAGAAGGACAAAGAGAGAUAAUGAGUGAUUUCCAAUCAGAUAAUUUCACUGACUACAUGAAAGUUGAAUUACUUGCAUUCCAGGAUGCAAUUUUUCAGUCAUUUAAAAUACUGGGAUCACAAGAAGACGUUCUGCUUUUCCCCAAGACUUUAACAGUAACAUUACUAACAACUCAUUGUCAUGUAUAUUCUGGCAGCACAUCAAAUAUAACAAUAUCUUCCAGAGAAAAAUCCUCACAAGUUAGUGAUACAUCACUUAAAAGCAACGCUUCCAGUGGUUCUAUAUCAAAUAUAUCUGUGUUUUAUGGAAUUCCAUAUGUCCCACCUGUGUCUACAGUUGAUUCUUCUAUAAAAACAACAACCACCUUUACAGAAAAUUCUACAUUAAACGAAAACAUACCACCAAUUGAACCUGACUUCCCAAGAGACGGAUUACAAAUUAGGCCUGUGUUUUUCGGAAUGCCACAUCUCCCACCUGUGUCUACAGUUGAUUCUUCUAUAAAUACAACAACCACCUUUACAGAAAAUUCUACAUUAAACGAAAACAUGCCACCAAUUAAACCUGUCUUCCCAAGAGAAAGAUUACGAAUUAGGCCUGUGUUUUUCGGAAUGCCACAUCUCCCACCUGUGUCUACAGUUGAUUCUUCUAUAAAUACAACAGCCACCUUUACAGAAAAUUCUACAUUAAACGAAAAUAUACCACCAAUUAAACCUGACUCCUCAAGAGAACAUUUACCAAAUACGCAAGUGCUUUUUGGAAUGCCGUAUGCCCUAAGAAUUUCUGCAGAUAUGUCUUUGUCUACAAAUACAUCAACUACCCCGAUACAAAAUGCUACUUCUUCAAAUACAAUAACCAGCUUAAUACAAAAUACUAGAUUAACUAGUAACUCGUCAUCACUUAAAUCCGUAGCAGAGGAGGAUUUUGCAAAUUUGGACCAUCAUUCUGAACCAAUGCCAAUUUAUUCUUCAAAUGGAUCAUUGACAUAUAAUACUCCAAGAAAGAGAGUUCUUGAAAAUGACAUUCCAGUAUUAAGCAAGAUAGUAACAUUUCUGUUACAUUUACCUCUGAAUGUUCUGACGCAUUCAUCAAAUACAUCUUCAAACUUUGGUACUAAUAGUAUUCAUUCAAAUUAUGGUUAUCAAGAUAAUGUUUCAAUAGUAAAAGGACCAGUGGAGCUAGCUCUAACUAAAUUGCCUUUACCAAAUGCUUUCUUUGAUUUAACCACAUCAAAAAGUAUAGCUUGUGUUCAGGAUGGUAAUUGUGAAACAAUGUUAGAGAAGUCAGUUUCUCACAAACUGUUUAGACCCCAAUAUUCAAAUCGUUUAACUAGCUCUGGUGACUUCCAGUCUCAUUAUGAAAGCCGUAGUGAUAUGAUGCCAUUAGCAUUGGAUGAUGCCAAAUUCCAGACAAAUAUUUCAAGUGAAAGCUACGAAAAUAUUACGCCUGAAAAUGGAACUUUACAUAGAAAUAGUUCCCAUUCGGUACAUCAUGUCCUGAAAAAAAGACAAUCAGCUUCAGAUACACUUCAAGGAACCGAUGCUCUUCACGAAAAACUAGAAUCGCCAUUGAUAUAUUUCGGAAAUGAAGAUUUUGCAGGUCAAGAUUGCGUUUUCCGUAUUUCUCAGAAAAAGGUGAGGAAUUUACUGGAGGAGAUGAUGUAUCAACUUCAAUGGGACUUGGAUCACACUGAUAAGAAAGUAGAACUUGGUGCAGUCCAAGUGUCUCACAAUACAAAAGAUAAAUCCAUAAAUAUAACCCAGAAAUCGAGGCAAUCAUAUCAGACAACUGUCUACUACAGUAGAGAUGCCGGGAAUUAUUUAGUAUCAGCCACUUGGACAACUAUGUUAGAGGAGUAUAAGAGUAGGAAUCGGACUUUUCGAGAGGUGGUGGAAUAUGAAAUUCGAUGGGAUUUCGAUGAUUCACAUGAUAUUAUGGCUGCUGGAUUAGUCACAGAAUAUCAAAGUAAAAUUAUUUCCAGAGGAAGCUGUCAGACUCUACUUCAGCCUGAUGGUAUAUUUUAUCAACUUGAGCAGAAAAACAGAGUCCUUUACCUCAAAACUCCAUGGCAUCACAUGACAAUGAAAUGGAUAUCCAUGUUUCAUGAAAGGUCACUUUAUAUAACUUUCACAUUUUCUACAGAAUACUCCACUUGUCCAGAUAAGAGUAUUUGUCAGACACUGUGUAUCUCUGUAAAACAGUUUUCUUUGGAAGCUGCAACAUAUGUUUUUCCAAGGCCUGACAGCAAGUUGAUUAGUGAAGUAAUCAGCAUAAUGCCAAGCUAUUCAGAAAAAGGUGCCAUGUUCUGGGGAAAAGAAUUUCAAAUUAGUAUAGCCUUUCCAAUACUUACUUAUGAUGAAAAUGCUAAGUGUUCCAGAUGGAAUGGUAAAAUAUGGGAAGAUAAUUACUGUCAAAUUCUGGAAAUAAGAUCAAAUUCUCUUGCUUGUAUGACGUUUUUCCCGGGAUUCUACGGAAUCUUCACUUCUCAGAAAAGCAAUGGAAAUACAGAGUUUGCAAAAGUUGAUAGAAACACAUUCACCCUGUAUAAUGGUACUAACCCAGUUGCUGUUCAGAUAACUCUAAUCAGUUUAAAUGGGCAGUUGAGAAAGCAGCAAGGAUUGAUAAACCACAUCCAGGUUCAGCUGGCAGCGAUUCUCGGAGUACACACCACAAGAAUUGGCAAUGUUAGGCUUCUAGAAGAUCCAAUGCAAAUUCAAUUUACUAUCCUUCCUGCCUCCGGUUCCUCAAACUUGGAAACUUCAGCAGUCGAAGCUCUACGAACGCUGUCUAAGAGAGUUAACGCUGAGACGCUAAACCUAACAGAUAUUGCAGGUUACACACUACUGGCUUUGCCCCACAGCCUUGUUUUAUUAGAACCUGAUGAUGAAUAUUUCAAUAAAGGCACUGAAUCUGCAGCAGAAAGCACGACUUCUUUUGGAAAGUUCAAAACGCUUAUUGCGUUGCUUUGUGGAUUGAUUGGAGUCGUAUUGGUGCUAACUGGGCUGAUUAUUUUAAAGAAAAGAUGCAGAAAGUCAGCAUCAGUAAGUGUUGCUCCCGCUACCUUUCCGUCAUCAGUUAAUGAGGAAAAAAAGUAUUAGAAUUCGUGUUGAAUACCCUACACAUUCCCCUAGAAUUGCUGUGAUAUUCAUUUAGUAUGCUGUGAUGUUGAAGUCACCUAUAAUUGCUGUGAUGUUCAUUUAGUGUGCUGUGAUGUUGAAGUCACCAAUUAUUCUCAGAAGAUCAAUGAUUUGUUUCGUCGAACACUUCUUUAGUUGUAUGACAUUCAACUAAGACUAUUCACCUUCCGUGAACCUCAAUGAUUUAUUUUAACUAAAAUUUCUGUGAUGCUUACCUCAUGUUCUGUAAUGUUGAAGACUACUCAUUGUUCUUCCCAAAGAUUUAUUGACUUGUUUCUUUAGUUGUGUCUACAACAUUAACCUUGAGCUCUAAACCUCUAUAGUUGAACUACGGAUUUUCACAGAAUAUUAACAAAUUAUUCUUACCGAAACUGUUGUGAUUUUAACUAAUGUAUUCUGAUCGUUAAGACUGCCUUUAAUUAGCCUGAGAUAAAUUAUUGUUAAUUUAACUGUUGUGAUUUUGAUCGUAUAUUUGCUGUGAUAAGAGUGAUUUACUGCAUUGUUUUUGAAGGCUUUUGUUUUAACCCAUCGUUUAAUUAAUAAUAGCUCAUUUUACAUCACAGUUUAUAAAUUUUCCAGGCUUAUCCUUUAUAUUUUUUAUAUCCUGAAAUAGCUAAUUUGCUUAAUAUAUAAGCUGCAUGCACUUACAAGAAAUUGUGUUUACGCAAAUAACAAUAAAUAGAAUAUUAUAAACAGCCAAAAAUAGUAUAAAGGUUAUUUGAAAUACUUCAAGAUUCCAGGUAGUUAAAUCAAUAUUACUUGUCAGGUUUAAUUUUUCUAACUCUAGUUUUC